Phalaenopsis equestris is the source of this 1107-nucleotide messenger RNA. RefSeq lists its product as uncharacterized. Bases 169 to 1107 code for a protein of 312 amino acids. NCBI's taxonomy places the organism in Eukaryota, Viridiplantae, Streptophyta, Magnoliopsida, Asparagales, Orchidaceae. The transcript has 4 exons. The record is from RefSeq and is a predicted model, not a curated record.
AAAUCGGAUCCUAAGCUGCCGUGAAGCCGAUCUCCGCAGGAACCACUCCCACUCUCCAUAAUGUUCUCUAUAAAAGCCAGUCUCGCUUUCAUUUACUCCGUAAGUCUUCAGCUAAAAAACUGAGAGCGAGUGAGAGAGAGAGAGAGAGAGAGGGAGAGAGACAUCCUUAUGAUUAGCAAGAUGCGCGGCUUUAUGUUGUUGUCCAUGAAGAUCGUUGGAGCCUCUGCUGCAGUCUUGACAUCAGCGGUGGCUCUUUGGUUUGCUACCCCGCCGGUAACCGAGUUUCUCGCCGAUGAAGGCCCUCUUUUGUACAAAUCCAUAGCCGCCUGGCUGACUCCGCCCUAUCUCUACUUCAUCAUCAACGGAAUCAUAAUCUCCAUCGCUGCCACCUCCCGGUUCCAGAAGACAGUUGCUGUUGUUGGCCACCCCACUGUUGGCGCAACCCUAUACGCCCCUUCAUCCUCGAUUUCAGUUCAGCCAGACCAGCCCGCGCAGGUGGAUUACAUUUCUAAGUUUACUGAGGAUACGAAUUUAUUGCCAGAUUUCCUCGCUCCGGCCGUUGGCCUUAGUAAAGUUACGUCGUUAUCGGAUUCUGUUGCCGAGACGGAGUUAGAAGAGGAAUUUGUGAUAUCGAGGUCAAGCUGCUCUCCGAAGAGGAGGGGAUCAAGUGAGAAUCUGCAGAAGAAAUCAGCUUCCGGUGCUGGAGGUGGCGCGGCGUCUCGGAGCAUCAAGGCAAGCACUGAAGGCAAGGCUUUGGGCGUAGCGCGGCCGAGGAAGCACGAGACUUUAGAGAACACGUGGCGGACGAUCACUGAUGGCCGCCCGGUGCCCCUCGCUCGCCACCUGAAAAAGGCCGACACGUGGGACAAUCAUAGCCGCGCCAUCACCGCCGUGCCACUGCAGCCGGCUCCACCGGUGAUGCGGAAGGCGGAGGGCAUAGCCGUCCCCCCCGGCGGCGCGCUGUCGCCCGUACGGCGAGAACCGUCUCUUGGGCAGGACGACCUUAACCGUCGAGUUGAGGCUUUCAUCAAGAAGUUUAAUGAGGAGAUGCGGCUGCAGCGGCAGGGAUCGCUACAGCAGGUUUUUGAUAGCAGUUUAUGGAUAUGA